AUGCAGGAAUUUCACGAGUUUAGGAUCGAGGUGUUGGUGCUUUGCCAGGUACGACACCCUAACCUCGUCCCUUUCAUCGGAUACUAUCUCGCUAAACGAUACGGGUUCCUUGUCUACAAGUUCAUGGUCAAUUCAAACCUCGCGAGACACCUCAAUGGCACUAACCCCAAUCCCAAUCCUAAUCCGGUCCCGUGGAAACGAAGACAAAAUAUUUGCGUUGGAGUGGCACAUGGGCUACACUACCUUCACACUGGUCUGAAGCAUACUAUUGUCCACAGUGGUGUGGAGAUGACCAAUAUUCUAUUGGACGCGAAAUGGGAGGCCAAGUUGUCAUUUUUGGGGUUGUCCAAGAUGGGUCCUCCGAGUAUGUCAAAGGCUUUAAUUAGGAUCGAAACUGAUAGAGUUGUGGGUACUUACAGUUACAUGGAUCAAGAGUAUGUCAUGUUCAAGAAGCUGAACGAUAAAUCCAACGUCUACUCUUUUGGUGUUGUAUUGCUUCAACUACUCAGUGGAAUAACACCAAGUCCAUUUGCAAGACCGAUGGAUCUGGUUGGGUUGGCACGAAAAUGA
Quercus lobata is the source of this 570-nucleotide messenger RNA. RefSeq names its product probable serine/threonine-protein kinase At1g01540. Bases 1 to 570 code for a protein of 189 amino acids. Gene Ontology annotation, biological process: protein phosphorylation. The record is from RefSeq and is a predicted model, not a curated record. Gene Ontology annotation, molecular function: ATP binding; protein kinase activity. The transcript has a single exon. Lineage: Eukaryota; Viridiplantae; Streptophyta; Magnoliopsida; Fagales; Fagaceae.